This is a messenger RNA of Limulus polyphemus (Atlantic horseshoe crab), 884 nucleotides long. RefSeq names its product MAM domain-containing glycosylphosphatidylinositol anchor protein 1-like. Gene Ontology annotation, cellular component: membrane. The record is from RefSeq and is a predicted model, not a curated record. The transcript is spliced from 2 exons. Bases 16 to 540 code for a protein of 174 amino acids. NCBI's taxonomy places the organism in Eukaryota, Metazoa, Arthropoda, Merostomata, Xiphosura, Limulidae.
GUUGGCUAACCCACUAUGUGCAUAAACUGUCACUCAGGUGAAGCAAUACGUUAUUCCCAAGAAAAGUUACUAAAAGUCAAAAGUACGUUUUCCUUCCGUGAUAUUUUUUAUUUUACUGAACUAGUCGCAUGCUUUACUCUGAAACACUGUACUUGUACACACGUAUCUGUGUAUAUUUUAGGAUGGUAUCUUUAUACGGAGGCAAGUUACCCGCGAAAGCCAGGGGAUCGGGCACGUAUUCUCUCUCCGGUUUUCCAAGGCGACUCGUAUGCUCGAUGCCUCACGUUUUACUACCACAUGUAUGGUGAAGAUAUGGGAAUGCUACAGGUUCUCAUCCAACAAGACAAAAAUACCUCAGAACUGUGGCAGAGAGCAGGGAAUCUGGGAGAUCUGUGGCGGAAGAAGGCAAUACUGUUUCAACCAGAGCUAGAACCAUUCCAGAUAUUUGACAACCUUGUAUGUCAUUUCUAUAGAUCAUAUUCGAAGGUUGGGUUGGAAACGGUACCAGGAGCGACAUGGCUCUCGAUGACAUUAUUCUGACAAAGGGGGCGUGCAUCUUUUGAAAAAAACAAUUCUGGUACUUUGCAUUCCAACUCGAGCGAGAGACAGUAUUUAGUAAUCAUGAAUUAUAAAAUAUGAAAGGAAUGUUUUUGCUUCUACAGAAUGUUAAUGUCUUAUAUUGUUGAUGACUAAUCCUGUAAUAAACACAGGUGGUGGUUCUCUAUACGGAAUAUGUGUUUAUAAGUGCUUAAGCUCUAAUGCUGUAACAACAAGUGGUGGAUCGCGAUAAGGGAAUAUUUCUAUUGAUGUUUAAAACUUGUAAUCUUUAACAUAAGUAGCACGGUGUCAACGUUGGGAGAUAAUAAACUUUACGUUUUUUUAAA